UUUGUUCUUGCAGGUGCUGGAGAAUCUGGUAAAAGUACUAUUGUCAAGCAAAUGAAAAUUAUCCAUGAGGCUGGUUAUUCCAAAGAAGAAUGCUUACAGUAUCGUCCAGUUGUUUACAGCAACACCAUACAGAGCUUGAUGGCUAUAAUUAAAGGACUUGGACAGUUAAAAUUGGACUUUGCUGAUCCGUCAAGAAAAGAUGAUGCUAGACAGUUCUUUACGAUUGCUGGCGCCUCUCAAGAUGGUGAACUAAAUCCAGAGUUAGCUGCAAUCAUGAAAAGGCUCUGGCAGGAUCCAGGCUUACAGCAUUGUUUUUCACGCUCAAGAGAAUAUCAGUUGAAUGAUUCUGCUGCAUAUUACCUCAAUGCCUUAGAUAGAAUAGGACAACCCAAUUACAUUCCGUCUCAACAAGAUGUGCUGCGAACUCGUGUGAAAACCACAGGAAUUGUAGAAACACACUUUACGUUCAAAGGCUUACACUUCAAAAUGUUUGAUGUAGGUGGUCAACGGUCAGAAAGGAAGAAAUGGAUUCAUUGUUUUGAAGGAGUCACAGCUAUAAUUUUCUGUGUUGCUUUAAGUGGCUAUGAUCUAGUGUUGGCUGAAGAUGAAGAAAUGAAUAGGAUGAUAGAGAGCAUGAAGCUUUUUGAUUCAAUUUGCAAUAACAAGUGGUUUGUUGAGACAUCUAUUAUAUUAUUUUUAAAUAAGAAAGAUUUAUUUGAAGAAAAGAUUACCAAAUCUCCUUUGAGUAUUUGCUUUCCUGAAUAUACAGGAAAUAAUACCUAUGAAGAAGCUGCUUCAUAUAUCAAAAUGAAAUUUGAAAAUCAAAACAAACGAAAGGAUACCAAAGAAAUUUACACGCAUUUUACUUGUGCAACAGACACUAACAACAUACAGUUCGUUUUCGAUGCUGUCACCGAUGUCAUAAUAAAAAACAAUUUAAAGGAUUGUGGCUUGUUCUAGUGAAAUGACUAUCAUAAGUUGUGUUAAUUUUUACAGAAAUUUUCUGAAUCAAGUGUGUGUGGCAAAUGGUCUUGUAUGUAUAUUUUUUUCACAUGUGAAGGCUUUUCCUCUUGUUAAGAAAUAUUUCCUUUUUAUUCCACUUGAAACUGCACAUGUCUUUCCACAUUUUUGCACUGUUCUUGUACAACUGUGCCAAUUCUUCUGUGUUGUAUAAUGCACAAAUUAUCUUGCCUUAACAUUUGUGCCUUUUAAUAAUAUUGAAAUUUGGUACUUGUGCCAAAGAUGUUAUCUCCAUAAACUUUUUGAUGGAUAUUUAUAGAACAUGUCUGUAUAAUUAGUCUUUUAAGAGUUUUGAAAUUAUGCUGAGAUUUAAAACUUUGAGAUUGCUUUAUUUCAUAAAAAUGUUGAAUAUUAUGGAAAAUAUCAUUGCUCCCCCACCUUUUCUUUUCUGUCUCUUUGUCAAAUAGAAAGAAAAAAAAUAUUAGAUGUUGCUUCCUGUUUUUCAUUUUAUCGAUUUACUUACAUAAUAUGACCUCCUAUAUCCAAAACAAAUAAAUAGAAAGGCAUAAAUUAGUUGAUUGUAAAAAAACAAACAAAAUUAACACUACCUCCAAAAGAAAAAAAAAUGUGUUUACAUGUUCCACUGAACAAUUAACUUUUCAGGCAUUUUCAUCCACAAAAAGAGUUACUCAUGCUUAUAGUUUUUUCAGUACAAUCUAUUGCAUUUAUUUUGGGUAUGAGAGGUUUUAUUAUUUUACUGAAUUGCUCCUAAGCUUUAGUACUCUGUACAAAAUGGCUGUAGGGAUUAACAUAAAUAUUUUAGACUGAUAGACUUGCAUGUUUAUUAAUUUGUUUCAUUGUUCAUUCUUUCCUUAUAGUUUAUAUCUCCCUCACUAUUUCUUUCCCCCAGCCUUCAUUUUUGCAAUAUUUUCUUCCCCAGUUUUUUAAAACUAAUUCAAAGCUUUCUUCUAAUAAAGCUUUAAACUAAUUCAAUAUUUAAAAGUCACUAGUUAUAGUGUAAUUUCAUCGUCUUCCAUUUAAGCUUUUCAUUUUAGAAAUUACAAUUUGAACUGGUUCGCAUGUGUAUUUGUAUUAUACUGUAUUAUAU
Uloborus diversus is the source of this 2068-nucleotide messenger RNA. RefSeq names its product guanine nucleotide-binding protein G(i) subunit alpha. Gene Ontology annotation, biological process: adenylate cyclase-modulating G protein-coupled receptor signaling pathway. Gene Ontology annotation, cellular component: heterotrimeric G-protein complex. The annotation marks the transcript as partial. Gene Ontology annotation, molecular function: GTP binding; G protein-coupled receptor binding; G-protein beta/gamma-subunit complex binding. The transcript is spliced from 8 exons. Lineage: Eukaryota; Metazoa; Arthropoda; Arachnida; Araneae; Uloboridae. The record is from RefSeq and is a predicted model, not a curated record.